Drosophila innubila is the source of this 991-nucleotide messenger RNA. RefSeq names its product protein Fer3 (gene Fer3). Gene Ontology annotation, biological process: developmental process; regulation of transcription by RNA polymerase II. Gene Ontology annotation, molecular function: DNA-binding transcription factor activity, RNA polymerase II-specific; RNA polymerase II transcription regulatory region sequence-specific DNA binding; protein dimerization activity. Bases 277 to 876 code for a protein of 199 amino acids. The record is from RefSeq and is a predicted model, not a curated record. Lineage: Eukaryota; Metazoa; Arthropoda; Insecta; Diptera; Drosophilidae. The transcript has 2 exons.
AUGAAACCGUUGAUAUUUCAUUGCGCUGAACCCUCGUCCGGCAUUAGCCAAUCAGAGUGCCGCAAACUGCUGCCAAUCCAAAAUGGCCGACUGUUCAGCCUGUGGCAGAUGCUGCUGCUGUUCCAUGGCAGGGGGUUGGCAUAAAUCCAAUAAGUUCAGUUCUGAGCAUUCAGAGCAAUCAGAAUUUAUUCCAAUUCGAGCUUCCAAGCAGAACAGACCCAAGGUCCUUUCAGUCGUAUCAGAAUAGCAUCAUAUCCGACUGCAGCCUUUGCAGCCAUGCAACAUCCGAACGAUCAACCCACAUAUAUGCCAGAGGUGCCAUUUCAGCCACUGUGGGGCCAGGAGGCACCGCCACCCCCGCCAAUUGUACCCUAUCAGGAGCUAAUUGCUGGAUUUCCUUGUACCGAUUUGUCGCUGUGGCAAAGAUCGCAGGUGGCACCGUUAGUAAAUCAACGUUCGAGUUCAAAUGGACGCACCAACGGUUCCUCCUCAUCGUCCUCGAAGAAAACCCGUCGGCGUGUUGCCUCCAUGGCCCAAAGACGUGCUGCCAAUAUACGCGAACGCCGUCGCAUGUUUAAUCUGAAUGAGGCCUUCGAUAAGCUGCGUCGCAAGGUUCCAACCUUCGCCUACGAGAAGCGACUCUCCCGCAUUGAGACCCUUCGUCUGGCCAUCACCUACAUUGGCUUUAUGGCGGAACUGUUAAGUGGCACGCCCUCCAACUCCCACAAAUCCCGUUCGGACAUCUACGGUGGCAUGAACGGACAUCAUCAUCCAUCAGCUGUAGGACCUCCAGGUCCUCCAAUGCAUCCACAUCAUCUACAUCCAUCAGCCUACCAACGGGACUUUGCCUCGCCCUACAAUCACAGUCUGACCUAAAACACUUCUCCCAACUAAGGAGAGGGGUGUUUAAUCUUGUUCUGUGUUUCUGUUGCCAUGUCAUGAGUUAAAGCUUAAGUUUAAAAUAAAUGUUAGUGUGUGUUCUGUGCAAUAU